This is a messenger RNA of Peniophora sp. CBMAI 1063, 1314 nucleotides long. Lineage: Eukaryota; Fungi; Basidiomycota; Agaricomycetes; Russulales; Peniophoraceae. The record is from the annotation of a GenBank genome assembly.
AUGUCUGCGUUCAAGCGAAAGGCUCCCGCGGCGCGCACGGCGUCGACACCGGGGACUCGUCCGUGUCCCUCAUCUCCAUUCACACAGCUCACGUCGACGGGGAUACCUUCCCUUGAUGAUGUUCUGGGAGGCGGACUGCCUUUGUCGUGCUCUCUUCUGACGCUCGCGCCUGAUCCGCACUCGGCUUACGGAGAGCUGAGUGUGAAGUAUUUCGCCGCGCAAGGGCUGGCGUCCGGUCAUGCACUCGCCGUGGUUGAUGGCACACCCGAAGAAUGGCUGGAAGAGUGCAUGUGGAUACCGAAACCCUCAAUCGCAAACAAGGACGGCGCAAAGAUCGUCGAGGAAAGGGAAGAUGAAGAGGCGGCUGAGAAUGGGGGUAAAGUCAAGAUCGCCUGGCGUUACGAGAAUAUGAAGCGCGUACAGACAACUGUACCUACAUCUGCCAACGACACAGACGAGUUCUGUCGUACUUUCGAUCUCACGGCACGGAUACCACCCGCAAUCCUGCAGGCCGCCAAGGUUUCUUAUGUGGGCGUCAACGAUCACGGUACGGAUACGGUAAGGGACCUUCUGGACCGAUUGGAGGCCGCAUUGGAGGCUGCAGGCGAGGGUGUAGUACGCAUAUGCGUCCCCGCGUUCGGCGCGCCAGAAUGGGGCGAUAUAACUGGCACAGACGUCUUGAGGUUCUUGCACUCUUUACGGGCUUUAUUGCGCGCCCACCCGCGUGCCUGCGCGAGUAUCGCGCUCGUGCCACACCUCUCGGUGCCUGGCUUCGGUGGCCCUGGCUGGCUGAACAAGUUGUCGUUCUUGUCGGACGGCGCCCUCACGCUGGCUGCCUUUACGGGCGACCCAGUCUUGGCUCGUGCCUUUCCGUCGUACCACGGUUUCGUACGCCUCCAUUCGCUGCCCGCGCCUCAUACUCUACUUGCACCCAGCGAUAGGUUCAGUACCUUACGCGGGCUCGCUGGUGGAGCAGGAGGAGAGAAUAACCUCGCAUUCAAAUGCAUGCGUCGUCGCUUUGUCAUUGAGACUAUGCACCUGGACGUCGAGGGCGGGGUCGGCGAGCGACGGACGGCGCCCGCCCCCGCCACAGAAGCACGACACGACGCCGGGCAUAGUCACACUGAGUCCGGCGGGCGUGGUCUAGCAAAGGUCGAGGUUGCGGUCGAGGGCGGGGCAGAAAAGGCGGGCGCGAUCGAGGUGCAGGUACAGCUCAAGGCGGAGGUAGAGGAGAGCGGGGCUGCGGAACCGAAGAAGAGGAAAAAGAAGUCGGUCGCGUUUCGGGCGGACCGACCGGAUGUAUACGACUUCUGA